AUGGCUGCACGCGCCAAUGUCACUGACGACGAGCAUAUCGUCUUUCUUCUUUCCAAUGUCGCAAAGGAGUGCCAAAUCGUGAGCGUUGGAGCUGCUGCAAAACGCUUUUCUCGCCUUAACAAAAAAUACUGCGACGGUGCGGCAGCAACGGAUAAUCAUGAAAACGGUUCUGCUGAAGACACUGCCCAGUCCAAACCUGCACCAAAGACCGCCACCACCAAGAAAGCUAAUGCUAGUGGGAAAGGCGCCUUGAAAGCCGAAAAGGCGUCGAAGUCUGCCCCAGCUACUGCUCCGCUUGCUACGGGUGUUACGAAGAAACGAUCCAGCAAUAAGAAAAGCCAAUUUACGACUGCCCCCGAUGACCAACUUAUUAAGUCAGAGGAAGGACUCGAGGAUGAACCAGAGGACAUGUCAGCUUUUUUCAAUGCGGGGAUGGCCCCCUAUCUCUAA
Talaromyces atroroseus is the source of this 450-nucleotide messenger RNA. RefSeq lists its product as hypothetical. The record is from RefSeq and is a predicted model, not a curated record. The transcript has 3 exons. NCBI's taxonomy places the organism in Eukaryota, Fungi, Ascomycota, Eurotiomycetes, Eurotiales, Trichocomaceae. The coding region runs from base 1 to 450 and encodes 149 amino acids.